AGGAGCCGGUGCUCGGGGCUGGUUCUUUCUCGCAUGUCUCCCCGGUGAACAUGGGGGUCCACACAUGGCUCCUUUAGUCUUUUCCAGCUCCAGACGGCUCCCUGUGAUUUUGAUGGCUCUUUGGUCCGGGGGGGAGUGAUUUUUGUGCCUUUUGUGCCGUUUUUGGGGGAAGUGUUCUCGGGACACGGUGAGUUGUAGCCGCCAUGAGCUCAGGGGAAGGAGCAGACGAGACACCGAAGGACGGGAGCGACUCAGCGGGCCUUGUGCAGACAGACGGACUCCUCCCUAAAGAGCCCAAAGGAGAUGUAUCGAGUCAGAUAGCAGGUUUCAAAAGGAAUGAACAGAUGAGAGCCAUGGAGGUUCUUCCCAUCCUGAAAGAAAAAGUGGCUUUUUUAUCAGGGGGCAGAGACAGACGUGGGGGUCCGGUGUUAACGUUUCCAUCUCGUAGCAAUCACGACAGAAUACGACAGGAGGAUUUGAGACGGCUGAUUGCAUACCUCGCCGGGAUCCCCAGCGAGGACGUGUGUAAACAUGGGUUCACGGUCAUCGUCGAUAUGCGCGGAUCCAAAUGGGACAGUAUCAAACCGCUUCUGAAGAUCUUACAGGAGUCGUUCCCGUCCUGCAUCCACGUCGCUCUCAUCAUCAAACCGGACAACUUCUGGCAAAAGCAGAAGACCAACUUUGGAAGCUCUAAGUUUGAAUUUGAGACCACAAUGGUGUCACUGGAGGGUCUGACCAAGGUCGUCGACCCCUCCCAGUUGACCUCAGACUUCGACGGCAGCCUGGACUACAACCAUGAAGAGUGGAUCGAGGUGCGCGUGGCUUUCGAGGAAUUUUCCGGUCACGCCACCCAGAUGCUGGCGCGGCUCGAGGAGAUGUACGAGACGGUGUCCAGGAAAGACUUUCCUCAAGACCUGGAUGGGGCUCGUAAAAUGAUAGAGGAGCACGCGGCGCUCAAGAAGAAGGUCAUAAAGGCGCCGAUAGAAGAGCUGGACACGGAGGGACAACGGUUACUCCAACGUAUCCAGAGCACCGAGUCCUUCCCCAACCGUAACGGGAGCGCGGGGGGCGGCGGCGGUAGCGGCGGAGGCGGCGGCAGCAGCGCGGGGUGUAACACAGACGUCCAAGGCCUCGUCCCGCGGAUCACGCAGCUCCUGGACAAGCUGCACUCCACCCGGCAGCAGCUCCACAACACCUGGCACAUCCGCAAACUCCAACUGGACCAGUGCUUCCAGCUCCGGCUCUUCGAACAGGACGCGGAGAAGAUGUUCGACUGGAUCCUGCACAACAAGGGCUUGUUUCUGGCCGGUUACACGGAGAUCGGCAACAACCACCCUCACGCCGUGGAGCUGCAGACCCAACACAACCACUUUGCCAUGAACUGCAUGAAUGUCUACGUCAACAUCAACCGCAUCAUGUCAGUGGGGAACCGGCUGCUGGAGUCGGGUCACUACGCGUCUCAGCAGAUAAAGCAGAUCUCCGGUCAGCUGGAGCAGGAGUGGAAGGCCUUCGCCGCAGCUCUGGACGAACGAAGCACUUUACUGGAUAUGUCAGCUACUUUUCACCAGAAGUGUGACAAGUACAUGGGGAACGUGGACUCAUGGUGCAAAGCGUGCGGCGAAGUGGACUUACCCUCAGAGCUACAGGACCUGGAGGACGCCAUCCACCAUCACCAGGGCCUGUACGAACACAUAACCACGGCGUACUCGGAGGUGAGCCAGGACGGGAAAGCCCUCCUGGACAAACUGCAGCGACCUUUGACCCCGGGCAGCGCGGACUCUCUGACGGCCUCAGCCAACUACUCCAAAGCAGUGCACCACGUCCUGGACAUAAUCCACGAGGUCCUGCACCAUCAGAGACAACUGGAGAAUAUCUGGCAACACCGGAAAGUACGGCUCCAUCAGCGUCUGCAGCUCUGCGUGUUCCAGCAGGACGUGCAACAGGUGCUGGACUGGAUAGAGAACCACGGAGAGGCCUUCCUCAGCAAACAUACAGGUGUUGGGAAGUCUUUGCAUCGAGCCAGAGCACUGCAGAAACGUCAUGAGGACUUUGAGGAAGUUGCACAGAACACGUACACCAAUGCUGACAAGCUGUUGGAGGCGGCCGAGCAGCUGGCCCAGACGGGUGAGUGCGACCCAGAAGAGAUCUACCAAGCCGCCCACCAACUCGAGGACCGCAUCCAAGACUUUGUUCGUCGUGUAGAGCAACGCAAAGUCCUGUUGGAUAUGUCUGUCGCCUUCCACACGCACGUCAAAGAGCUGUGGACGUGGCUGGAGGAGCUACAGAAGGAGCUUUUGGACGAUGUUUACGCCGAGUCAGUGGAAGCUGUACAAGACCUCAUCAAACGCUUCGGCCAACAGCAGCAGACCACGCUUCAGGUCACCGUCAACGUCAUCAAGGAAGGGGAGGAUCUCAUCCAGCAACUCAGGGACUCUGCCAUUUCCAGCAACAAGACUCCCCACAACAGCUCCAUCCACCACAUCGAGUCCGUGCUGCAGCAGCUGGAUGAGGCCCAAGCCCAGAUGGAGGAGCUGUUUCAGGAGCGAAAGAUCAAACUCGAGCUCUUCCUACAGCUGCGGAUCUUUGAGCGAGAUGCUAUAGACAUCAUUUCUGACCUGGACUCUUGGAAUGAGGAGCUGAGUGGGCAGUUGACCGAGUUCGACACAGAGGACCUGACCGUAGCGGAGCAGAGAUUACAGCAUCACGCCGAUAAAGCCCUCACCAUGAACAACCUGACCUUUGACGUUAUCCACCAGGGUCAGGAGCUGCUGCAGUACGUCAAUGAGGUCCAGGCGUCAGGUGUGGAGCUGUUGUGCGAUCGAGAUGUUGACAUGGCGACGCGGGUUCAGGAGCUGCUGGAGUUUCUUCACGAGAAGCAGCAGGAGUUGGACCUGGCGGCCGAGCAGCACCGCAGACACCUGGAGCAGUGUGUCCAGCUCAGGCACCUCCAGGCGGAAGUCAAGCAGGUUCUUGGCUGGAUUCGUAACGGUGAGUCGAUGCUCAACGCCGGUUUGAUCACGGCCAGUUCUUUACAAGAAGCCGAGCAACUGCAGCGAGAACAUGAGCAAUUCCAACACGCCAUAGAGAAAACCCACCAGAGUGCCCUGCAGGUUCAGCAAAAAGCAGAGGCGCUCCUCCAAGCCAACCACUACGACAUGGACCUGAUCAGAGACUGCGCCGAGAGCGUGGCGUCGCACUGGCAGCAGCUCAUGUUGAAGAUGGAGGACAGGCUGAAGCUGGUGAACGCCUCUGUGGCCUUCUAUAAAACAUCAGAGCAGGUGUGCAGCGUGCUGGAGAGUCUGGAGCAGGAGUACAAACGAGAAGAGGACUGGUGCGGGGGAGCGGACAAACUGGGGCCCAACUCUGAGACGGACCACGUCACCCCCAUGAUCAGCAAACACCUGGAGCAGAAGGAAGCGUUUCUGAAGGCGUGCACUUUAGCCAGAAGAAACGCAGACGUCUUCUUGAAGUACAUGCACAGGAACAGCGUGAACAUGCCCGGGAUGCUGAGCCAUGUCAAAGCUCCAGAACAACAGGUUAAAAACAUCCUGAACGAGCUGCUUCAGAGAGAAAACAGAGUCCUCCACUUCUGGACCAUGAGGAAGAGGCGUUUAGACCAGUGCCAGCAGUACGUGGUGUUCGAGCGCAGCGCCAAACAGGCUUUGGAAUGGAUUCACGACACCGGGGAGUUUUAUCUGUCAACACACACCUCCACGGGCUCCAGUAUCCACCACACACAGGAGCUGCUGAAGGAGCACGAGGAGUUCCACAUUACAGCCAAGCAAACUAAAGAGCGAGUAAAGCUGCUCAUUCAGUUGGCCGAGGGGUUCUGCGACAAAGGCCACAGUCACGCAGCCGAAAUCAAAAAAUGGGUGACGGCUGUGGAUAAGAGAUACAGAGACUUUUCGCUCCGGAUGGACAAGUACCGCUGCAGCCUGGAAAAGGCUCUGGGAAUCUCCCCCGACUCCAACAAAGCUAGCAAAGACCUCCAGUUGGACAACAUACCUGCCACGGGGUCAGAGGUCAAGCUGAGAGACGCCGCUCAUGAGCUGAACGAGGAGAAACGCAAGUCCGCACGCCGAAAAGAGUUCAUCAUGGCGGAGCUGAUCCAGACGGAGAAGGCGUAUGUGCGGGACCUGCGGGAGUGCAUGGACACGUACUUAUGGGAGAUGACGAGUGGCGUUGAAGAGAUUCCUCCAGGCAUCGUUAAUAAAGAGCACAUCAUCUUUGGAAACAUGCAGGACCUGUUUGAAUUUCACCAUAACAUCUUCCUCAAAGAGCUGGAGAAAUACGAGCAGCUGCCUGAAGACGUCGGCCAUUGUUUCGUCACAUGGGCUGACAAGUUCCAGAUGUACGUGAACUACUGCAAGAACAAACCAGACUCCACUCAGCUUAUCCUGGAGCAUGCUGGGAAUUACUUUGACGAAAUUCAACAGCGGCACAGACUCGCCAACUCCAUCUCCUCUUAUCUCAUCAAACCCGUGCAGAGGAUCACCAAGUACCAGCUUCUUCUCAAGGAGCUGCUGACCUGCUGUGAAGAGGGAAAAGGAGAGAUCAUCGACGGCCUUGAAGUGAUGCUCAGCGUUCCCAAAAGAGCCAACGACGCCAUGCACCUGUCCAUGCUCGAAGGUUUUGACGAGAACAUUGACUCCCAGGGUGAGCUGAUACUCCAGGAUUCCUUCCAAGUUUGGGAUCCCAAAACUCUGAUCCGAAAAGGCCGCGAGCGACACCUCUUCCUCUUUGAGAUGUCUCUGGUGUUUAGUAAAGAGGUGAAGGACUCAAACGGGCGGGGCAAAUACAUCUACAAGAGCAAACUCUACACGUCAGAGUUGGGGGUGACGGAACACGUUGAAGGAGAUCCGUGUAAAUUUGCUCUUUGGGUCGGACGAACGCCCACAAAUGACAACAAGAUAGUUCUGAAGCUAAGUCAGGGAUCCAAACAUGGCGCCACGGCGUCUAACAUAGAGAACAAGCAGGACUGGAUUAAACACAUCAGGGAGGUGAUCCAGGAACGCACCAUUCACCUGCGGGGGGCGCUAAAGGAGCCUAUUCACAUCCCCAAAGCCACAGCGGUCAAACAUCACAAGGGACGAAGGGACGGGGAGGAUCUGGACAGUCAGGGUGAAGGCAGCAGUCAGCCCGACACCAUCUCUCUGGCGUCUCGCACGUCUCAAAACACCAUGGACAGUGACAAGCUCUCUGGAGGCUGUGAGCUCACCGUGGUCAUCCAUGAGUUUAUGGCCAGUAACAGUAAUGAGCUGACGGUGCGGCGGGGGCAGACGGUGGAGGUGCUGGAGCGAUGCCACGAUAAACCAGACUGGUGCCUGGUGCGGACCACGGACCGCUCCCCGGCCCAGGAGGGGCUGGUGCCCUGCUCCAUGCUCUGCAUCGCCCACUCCAGGUCCUCCAUGGAGAUGGAGGGAAUCUACAACCACAAAGACACGUUGUCCGUGUGCAGUAACGACGCCAUCCUGCCCGGCUCCUCCGCCACGCUUCAGCCAAACCACGGCAUCGGCUCACACACGUCCCCCGGGCCGAAGCGUCCGGGAAACACACUGAGGAAGUGGCUCACGAGCCCCGUGCGGCGCCUCAGCAGCGGCAAAGCCGACGGCCACGUGAAGAAGAUCGCCACGAAACACAAGAAGAACCGAGACGUGAGGAAGAGCGGAGAGAUCACUAUCGGCUCACAGAAAGACUCAGACGAGAGUGCAGCCACUCCACAGGACGAGACCGUGGAGGAGAGGGUGCGUAACGAGGGUCUGUCCAGUGGCACUUUAUCCAAAUCCAGUUCUUCCGGGAUGCAGAGCUGUGGUGAAGAAGAAGGGGAGGAGGGGCCUGAUGCUGUCCCUCUACCGCCCCCUAUGGCCAUCCAGCAGCACAGCCUGCUGCAGCCAGACCCACAGGACGACAAGGCCGCCUCCCGUCUCUCAGUCCGACCGUCCAGCUCAGAGACGCCCAGUGCAGCCGAGCUCGUUAGCGCCAUCGAAGAACUGGUUAAAAGCAAAAUGGCUCUGGAGGACCGGCCGAGUUCACUGUCAGUGGAGCAGGGGGACAGCAGCUCGCCUUCGUGCAACCCGUCGGACCAGUCUCUCCUGUCGUCCUCGUCUCCGAUGGAAGAGCUGGACGACCGCAGAGCCAGCGUUCUUAAGAAAAGGCAAUACAUCCUUCUCGAGCUCGUUGAGACAGAACGAGAUUACGUCCGGGACCUGAGCCUGGUUGUUGAGGGCUACAUGAGCAGGAUGAAGGAGGAGGGAGUUCCAGACGACAUGAAGGGAAAAGACAAAAUCGUGUUUGGAAACAUUCAUCAGAUUUUCGACUGGCACAAAGACUACUUUCUCGGGGAGCUGGAGAAAUGUCUGGAGGACCCUGACAGACUGGGACCGCUCUUUCUCAAACAGGAGCGGAGACUAAACAUGUACGUGGUCUACUGCCAAAACAAGCCCAAGUCGGAGCACAUCGUCUCGGAGUAUCUCGACACAUAUUUUGAGGACUUAAAGCAGAGGCUUGGACACAGGCUGCAGAUCACGGACCUGCUCAUAAAACCAGUUCAGAGGAUCAUGAAGUACCAGCUGCUGCUAAAGGACCUUUUGAAAUGCUCUAAAAAGGUCGGGCUGGAGUCCAUGGAGUUGGAGAAAGCCGUGGAGGUCAUGUGCAUUGUGCCAAAACGAUGUAACGAUAUGAUGAACGUGGGUCGACUUCAGGGAUUCGAUGGGAAGAUCGUGGCUCAGGGGCGUCUUCUGCUGCAGGACACGUUCAUGGUGUCUGACCCCGAGAGCAGCGUCCAGGGGCGAAUGAAGGAGAGGAGAGUGUUUCUGUUUGAGCAGAUGGUCAUCUUCAGCGAGCCACUGGACAGAAAGAAGGGCUUUUCUUUACCAGGCUUCCUCUAUAAACACAGCAUCAAGAUCAGCUGUUUGGGCCUGGAGGAGAACGUCGAGGGUGAUCCCUGUAAAUUCGUUCUGACGUCUCGCUCUUCAAACGGCGUCACGGAGUCGUUCGUGCUCCACUCGGCCCACCCCGGGGUGCGAGAGGUUUGGACUUUACAGAUCGGUCAGAUACUGGAAAGCCAACGCAACUUCCUCAAUGCUCUCACUUCACCGAUCGAGUUCCAGAGGAACCACAUCGGCGUGGGUGUGGGCUCUUGUUCUUCUAACCCCGGAGCUGUGAGUGGAGGCAGCUCGUUGCCGGCUGCUGCAAACUCCCAGGUUAGCUCUGUCCCUUCAGGUCCUCUGGGAGGGUCCCGACGCCCAUCGAGGAUCCCCCAGCCCUCUCGUUUACCUCAGCCCACCCGCCAUCACACCGGCACCGACGUGGACAGCCCCCACAAAAUGUCAGGUGUGUCCCCCCGCCCCGUCCCCUCCUCCCUCAUCCCUUCAGGGAGUAGUCCACAAAGCAAACGAUCUAGUCAGAGCUCAGAGGACCAGGCCAACAGUCCAGCCGUGCCCCCCCUCCCCCGCGCCACCGUGGGGCCCUUGCCCUCUACACCCGUUGCCAAAGUUCGGCCCGGGGCCGUGUCCCCGAUGGCCUCGCCAAUGGCCACUCCUGCUUUUGGUAAAGACGCCCAGAUAGGGCCCCCUCCCAGCCCCGGUCACAAGUCUGGACCAGGCUUCUGGAGCUCCAUGCCAGCUUCCCCAGCCAGCCGGCCUGGCUCAUUCACCUUCCCUGGGGAAACCGGAGAGACUCCAGUGCGUCAGAAUUCAAAUCCGGUCCAGGCUGGUUCUGGAUCUGGGAGCCAAAAUCAGUCCCACAGACACUCCACCCACAGCAAGGAGGCUGAUCGCAUGAGUACAUGCUCCUCUGCCAGCGAGCAGUCCAUCCAGUCCACCCAGAGCAACGGGAGUGAAAGUAGCAGCAGCAGUAGCGUCUCCACAAUGUUGGUGACCCAGGACUACAUGGCGGUUAAGGAGGAUGAGAUCAGCGUUUCACAGGGAGAGGUGGUCCAGAUCUUAGCCAGCAACCAACAAAACAUGUUCCUGGUUUUCCGAGCAGCGACCGAACAGGGCCCCGCUGCGGAAGGCUGGAUUCCUGGAUUUGUACUCGGACACACCUCUGCCACUGCCCCCGAGUGUCCAGAGGGAUCGGUCAAUAGAAAAUCUUCCUCUUGGCACACAUCAUUACGCAUCCGCAAGAAGUCUGAAAAAAAAGAAAAAGAUCCCAAAAAGGAAACAAAGCUGGAAAACGGGUACAGGAAGUCCAACAAAGUCUCUGUAAAGCUUCUAAAUCCAAACUACAUCUACGACGUCCCUCCUGAGUUUCUUGUUCCGCUGAGCGAUGUCACUUGUGAUAACGGGGAGAGCGUCACCCUGAGGUGUAAAGUCUGCGGUCGACCUCGGGCUUCGCUCAUUUGGAAAGGUCCAGAUCAGAGCACCCUGACCAACAACGGACACUUCAGCAUCGCUUACAGCGAUGCAGGUGAAGCGACUCUGCGGAUCAUCGGCGUGGACUCGGACGACGACGGACUUUACACUUGUGUCGCCACGAAUGAUCUCGGCACCGUUACGUCCACAGCCAACCUCAGAGUCCUCGCCGUGUCCCGGGACGGCGUCAGGGUGAGCUGGAAGGACAACUUUGACUCUCAUUAUUCUGAAGUGUCUGAACUCGGCAGGGGGCGCUUCUCUGUCGUGAAGCGCUGCGAGCACAAAGGUACAAAGUGUCCCGCUGCAGUGAAACAAGUGAACAAGAAACUGAUGCGACGGGACAGAGUGACCCAGGAGCUCAGUCUGCUGCACCGACUCCAACAUCCCAACAUCGUCAGCCUCAUCGACACGUACGAAUCCCACAGCAGCUACGCCCUGGUGCUGGAGAUAGUGGACCAGGGCCGUUUGUUGGACUACAUCGUGCGCUGUGGGAAUCUGACUGAGGAGAGAGUCGCCGCCUUCCUGAGGGGUGUUUUAGAAGCUUUACAUUAUCUGCACAACUGUAGGAUUGUGCAUUUGGACAUAAAGCCUGAGAACAUCUUGGUGGCCCACAGUCCCAUGGGUCAGCCGGUCGUCAAACUCAUAGACUUUGGAGACGCCGUCCAGCUCAACAGCGCUCACUACAUACACCCCCUGCUGGGCAGUCCUGAAUUUGCGUCCCCAGAGUUGGUGUUGGGGGAGCCCGUGUGUCUGACCUCUGACCUCUGGAGUCUAGGCGUGGUGACCUACGUGCUGCUGAGCGGUGCGUCUCCGUUCCUGGACGAGAGCUCAGAGGAAACGUGUCUGAACAUCUGUCGGCUGGACUUCAGCUUCCCCAGAGACUACUUCCAGGGCGUAACGCAGGCGGCGCGGGACUUUGUGUGUCUGCUGCUGAGGACUGACCCAGGCAGGAGGCCUCCAGCGGGACUGUGCCUCCAGGACCCGUGGCUCCAGCCGGGCCAGGCCCAGGGAGAGUUCUGCCUGGACACGUCCCGACUCAUCACCUUCAUGGACAGAAGGAAACACCUGACCGACGCCCGCCCCAUAGGAGGAGUCCGCAGCUUUAUCCAAAGUCGCCUUCAGUCCAGAGUUUGACACUAGUGGUUCCCUGAUCCAUUUCUCUGGCCCCAGCGUUUCAGACACAGGUGUUACACAAACAUUAACACGUGUGUUAAGUGCACAGGCUGUGGACCUGAGCAUCUCCCACUUUCACAGAUUAACAAUAAUGAUGAAUGCUGAUCUGAUCUUUUUCACUGACACAUUUCAGGCCUGUAGUCCUCACCUACAUUUAAAGAGAACCACGUUCUCUCCUGCGACACAUGCUCUUAUCUACUGCUGCUCGCUAACUCUUAAUGCUAACUCUUAACUCUUAACACAUUUUGUACGUCAGGAAACAAAGGACUAAAAGACUCGAUGAAGUAAUUUAUUUUUUAAGAGAUAAAACUGAGCAGUUUGAAGAGGCAGAUGCCACUGGACAGACGCAGAGCUGUUAGAACAAAAUGAUGCCAUCAGAGCUCGCAACGCUGCCUCCCUGUGGAGAAAGAAUGAAACUGUGUUGAGCUCUUUUUACUUAAAUACAAACUUUCUUAUAGAAACUAUAAAUAGGAAACAGAGUCUUUCAGGACCAGAAGAAUAAACAUGUCAGGAGUCGCUGUGCUACUUUGACUCGUCACAUCCUGAGACUCUAGACGUUUGUAUGUGCACUCAGAGCUUUGAGCGGCUGCGCUAACAUUAAUAACAAAACUAUGGACAUUUGCCAUUUGCUUUUAAUAGAACUAACCUUGUGUUGAGCAGUCUGGAAAAGUUCAGGCCUUAUCUGUAAAUAGACAGAUGCCUUCUUCUUCCCUCAGAGCAGUUUGUGGUCGAUGGUCCAUCGGGGGGAGGGGGGGAGGCAGAAGAAGACGCUGUAAACGCACUCGUCUAUGUUCAGUUUAUCAUGUGCAAUGUUGCGGCUUUAACAUUUUAUGCAACUAUUUAUGAGACAUCUGUUGUAUCUGUAAUAAAUCUAUAGAGAAGCACGUACUUGGUACUGCGAGCACUGCUACAGUAGUUUGUGUUUAUUUGAUCUGGUUUUUCUGAGUUCAAGGCCGGGCUUUUAUUACAGGUCUCCCUCUGGAUCUUCAGUGUCAUCAGAUAAUGUUCCGUUUGCCUGCGUAGUAUUGGUACACCAAAGUUGUUGAAGCUUAAUAGUACUUGAUACAGAUUGUGUUGGCUUCACUUGGGUUUACGAAGACCUCGCUGUUUACUCGACUUAAAUAACACCUUUGGUCAUUAGCGUGUCGCUGUUCGUACUUAAAAUUGUAAAUAAAACCAAAAUUACUCAAAAACAUAAGUUAAUCUGAUCGGGAUGAUUCACAGAAGCGUUAUUUAUUACUGCCGAUGCCAUUCAAACAAGCAAACUUAAACUGAACGCAACGGUUUAGGUUUCAUUUUGUUUUGUCAGUGUUUAAGUUACAUGUUUUUUAAUCUCUGCAUGUAUAUUUUUGUACAGAUCAUAUUUUCCACUUGUAAAUAUUCUCAUUUUGUCAUUUAUUUGGAAAUUAAAACUAUUGAACACA
Molecule: messenger RNA, 10951 nt
Organism: Periophthalmus magnuspinnatus
Lineage: Eukaryota; Metazoa; Chordata; Actinopteri; Gobiiformes; Gobiidae
Gene: trioa
Product: trio Rho guanine nucleotide exchange factor a
Exons: 61
Coding region: 204-9488 (3094 amino acids)
Biological process (GO): protein phosphorylation
Cellular component (GO): cytoplasm
Molecular function (GO): protein kinase activity; guanyl-nucleotide exchange factor activity; protein binding
Source: RefSeq, a predicted model, not a curated record